This is a messenger RNA of Fusarium redolens, 954 nucleotides long. RefSeq lists its product as uncharacterized. The coding region runs from base 1 to 954 and encodes 317 amino acids. The transcript has a single exon. The record is from RefSeq and is a predicted model, not a curated record. Lineage: Eukaryota; Fungi; Ascomycota; Sordariomycetes; Hypocreales; Nectriaceae.
AUGAGUGACGCCACUUUCCACCCAUUUCCAAGACUGCCUUUCGAAAUCCGGCAACAGAUCUGGGAAGAUGCAUGUUUUGAUUGGCGCGGUGACUGUCUCGGUCUGCGUUAUAUCAAGUUGAAUGAGAAACGACAACUUGCCCCCUUGAACUUCGAUUGGAAAACCACUAGUCCUCGAAACAGAUCUGCAUAUCUGUGGCACGCGGGUCUCUGGAUGACCUGUAAAGAGUCUCGAGAUAUUGCUGCGAAGCAUUGGCGUAAGCAGGGUUGGCCAAAUGUCCAAGAAAACACCAAAGACAAAGAUCUUGGAGAUGCUAUCUGGUCUAUGACGGAAAGCUAUCUACCUAGAGCAGGAGUGAUACAUAGAAAAGGCGACUACGAACCCUGGCAUCAAGUAGUUGAUCCAUGGCAAGAUAUAUUCUGCAUCACACCUGAUUCAUGGGAACUACUAGUCAGAGACUGGAAACCUAUUCAAAUCGCAGUUGCGGAUGAACGGAGUCGCAACUGCACAGAACGCCUACUUAAUAUUGCUGUUGAGUUUGACCCCUCGUGGACCCUUGUGCUUGCCAAGCUCAGUCCAGAUCAUAGCAUCACGGACUAUCUCCCACCUCUGGCUUUUUUGAUCAGAAUUCUUUUGGACCUUGCCGAUAGAAGGAACGCCCUUGGUAUUGGUAUAGUCGGAUUGAUCGAAAGGAACGUUGCACGGGGUGCCGGCAUUCCUGCUCAACUUUCUGAGCGGAUUUUUCUCGAUUGCGAUCACGAAUAUGGACAUGUUUCGUACCUAAUGCCUACAUGUAACCACCCUAUUUCUGACUUUCUACACCAACUCGACAGGGUGUUAGGCAAGAAGUUGACCAAAAUUCGAUACGGCCGAGAUCCCUGGAUUAAGUACCGUCACCUCUCUCCUAAAGACCUAAUGCGCAUUGUUGUGAGGCGGGACAAUCAAGGCUUUUGA